AUGAGGAUGCAACUUUCUGCAGGACACUGGCUCUGUCUGCUCACCUUCGCUGGAGUGAUGCUCAUCACCGACUCAAGUAAAUACAGAACAUAUUGAUAAAUCAGUGAACAGCCUGAGGGAGUUGUUUUAGCUUCAAGCAUGUUUGUUUCUGUUCUGAUUUAAAAAGUGAAAUAACUUUUGGGGAUUUUUUAUUUUUAAUGGUUAAUAUAUGAAUACUAAAAACAUCUUGUUUCUAUAACAAGUGAGUUGCGUUUACUCUUGCAGCUAUAAACUACAUAAGAUUUUGAGAUAUGGGGGAUGUGUAAUAGCUCUGGAUUUUAUCUCUUAGGAAGCACAUAAGUUGCCAGAUCUUGUUCAAGGGAGGACAACACUAAAAAUGACUUUGUGACAAGAACUUUAAUGAGGAUCCGAUGAAGGUGUCAUAUUGUCAAAGCUAGUUUCUUUGAAACCUCAUGUGUGUGUUGGUUUAUUGCAGUGCAAGGCAUGGUAAAUGAAGGCUGCUGUCUUGAAGCAGGGUUGGCCAUCCCUGGCCAAACGAUCAUAGAGUGCAUCAAACAGAAACCAACGAGGAGCUGCAACUCAGAUAACUUUGCGUAAGUACAGCAAAUGGGCCUCAGUAAUACAAGGAAUGUGUAAACCGUCAACAGAAGAGAAACGAGAAAACGAGAAAGAGAAAGCAGCAGGGUAAAAUCAUUGGAAUGUCAAAUUUACAGUUUUCAUUUUGUUUUCAGGGUCAAAGUUGAGAGUGGCGACUGGUUCUGUAUUGACUCAAAGUCAAAGUGGAUGAAACAGCAAAUACAGCAGGUAAGAAUGACUCUAUCAGCCUCUCUUGUCACCACAUUAGUUACUUUGUCAUACCCUACCUGAGAAAUGUUUUUGUCUUUUUCUCUCUUCUCCACAGGGUAAAGUCAGCUGUACAGAAAAAUUCGUUUUUCUCGAAGAAUGA
Xyrichtys novacula (pearly razorfish) is the source of this 946-nucleotide messenger RNA. Lineage: Eukaryota; Metazoa; Chordata; Actinopteri; Labriformes; Labridae. The record is from the annotation of a GenBank genome assembly.